Messenger RNA from Brugia malayi, 810 nucleotides. RefSeq lists its product as uncharacterized. The record is from RefSeq and is a predicted model, not a curated record. The transcript has 4 exons. NCBI's taxonomy places the organism in Eukaryota, Metazoa, Nematoda, Chromadorea, Rhabditida, Onchocercidae. The coding region runs from base 1 to 810 and encodes 269 amino acids.
AUGUAUAAUAUAGCUAUUGGAACGCCUAAGCAGCUAUUGGAACCAUUUCCCAAAGUUGGCAGAUGGGAUAGUGAGAGAGAGUAUAAAACACUGACAGCAGCUUGUUUCGCAUGUGUCAUAGUCAUCAGUACAAAUAUAUUUAUUAUACAAAAAUUUAUUAAACAUUUACCAACAGCUGUGCUUGCUAUUUUGGAAAUAGUCCUAGUUUUGUCAAUUUUAUUAGCACUUAUUCUCGCUGCCAUUCUCAAACGACGAGAUUUGUUGAGCGUCUAUAUGGUUUCUGCGUUUAUAUAUUCUCAAUAUCGUGUCAUAAUCGCUGUUACUGCUGUUUUGAUUGCUAUAUUCCCACAAACUUAUUUAUUAGCACUUUCAAGUCAGCAAUAUAGCAGGUCACAAGGUCCAUUAUGCUGUGAAAAUAUAUUAUUUGCAGUGCAGAUAGUAUGGAUAUCAGUUUGUUUUGCAAGCAUCCUAGUAUGGACAGUGCAAAUGUUAUCAGUAUACCUUGCUAUCACGUAUCGUUCUUAUUUACCACGAUCUAAGAGACAGAAAAGAGCAUCAGAAGCAGUUCCUAAGAAGAAACAAAGUGAAAGUGUAAUGGCAUCAAAUGUGGUGGAACAGCAUCUACAACCAGUUCUCGACCAUCAAUUAAAACCACUAUCCAAAAGAGAGUCACAACCAGUUUCUAAGGAAAAUCUACAACAAGUUCCCGAAGGUGGAUCACUGCAACCACUCUUCGCAAAAAAUCAGCAGCCGGUUUCAUUUCUAUCAACGGAUGGUCGAACUAAGGACCAAGCGAAAGAACAGCACUAA